Molecule: messenger RNA, 2176 nt
Organism: Darwinula stevensoni
Lineage: Eukaryota; Metazoa; Arthropoda; Ostracoda; Podocopida; Darwinulidae
Source: the annotation of a GenBank genome assembly
UCUGCAGAUGGACAUCGGUAGCGACAGGGUUACGGUUCGAGGGGAGAGGCUCGAUGCUACCAUUCUGUACGAUAAGGUUCUCUCGGUGCACGACAGAACGAUCGAUGGGUGCGGGACGAAAGUUUCCAGGAGGUUUCUUGUGACGACUCGCCUCUCGGCUGUGAACAGCAAGGAGCUGGAGGUCCUGAUCACAGCCGACGAGGAGCCUUGCCUCUUCUUGAACCUCAAGAUCCAGGAAGACGAUUUCCAGGCGCUCAAGUCGCAGCAGGGUCUCCUGGUCGAUUUCCAGACCUUUCCGCAGAGGUUUCUGGACCUUCUGGACCUCUGUUCCAGAGAUGGCGAGAAUGAGCACCCGAGAUUUUUGCUUCACUUGAGUAACGUGGAGAGGGGCGGUCAAGGGCCGGCGAGGCAGUAUCUGCUGGAGGUGGUCGAGUCCAAUCCCUUCAAGCACCUGUGUCACCUGGCGCUGAAGCUCAACCAGGGGACGGAUUCCCAAGUGAAGAACUUCCUGGCUGCGACCCUGCUCAGGCUCAAGACCGAGAAGGAGCAGCUCCAGCUGAGGCUGAGGGGGACCGAGGACAGCCUGGCGAAGCAGCUGGAGGGCCUGCAGAUCGAGCUGGACCGGCGGACGCAGGAGGUCGACAGCGCGAGGCGGGAGCUCAAGGAGACGACGGCCAUGUUCACGUCGCGGCUGGAGAAGGAUCUCUACGCGGAGCGAGACAAGGCGUCGCAGACUCAGAGCACAUGCAUAGCCAAGUACGAGACGCAGUUGAAAGAUCUCGAGCAGAAGCAUGCAAGAACUUCUCAGCAGUUGGAGGCUCGGAUCACGGGGCUCGAUGCGCAUAAUCGGGAUCUGCAGGAGAAGAAGGUCCAGGCUGAAGCUCAUGUGAGGGAGCUGCGAGGAAAGUGCUCCAGUUUGGAACUGGACGCCAGUCGCCUCCGUCAGGAACUGAACUCGACGCGACAGCAGUUGGGGUCCCGGGAUUCCGAUGCCGCCACCAGGGAGAAGGAGCUGGCGCAGCUGCGAACCCGGCUGGCCGUCUCGGAGCAGGAGGCCAGAGACAGGGACCUGGUUGGCAAGAGGCAGUUGGAGCUUCUCUCCUCGGCACAGGAACAGAAGUCCCGGCUGGAGACUCAGUUGGAGGCCCUGGGUGCGACGCUGGUUCGUAGGGAAGAAUCCAUUCGAGGCAUGUCUCAGGAGCUGUUCAAGGCCAACCAGAUCAUCAAGAAGUUACAAGAUGAAUUACAUGCCCAGCUCAACAAGCUCAAGCUGAGGACUCAGGUGGCUACAGAGCAAGAGAAAGUCAUCGGCGAGAAAGAGGCCGAGCUGAAGAGUUUGAAGGAGGAGGUGGAGGCGAGAUGCAGAGAGCUGAGAAGAGCAGAAGACGAGAAGCAGAAGCUGGAAGAGCGGAACCAGGAAUUGGAGCAGCGAAUCAGGGAUUCCGAGAAGAUCAUCAAGACCAAUGAAAAUGUGAUAAACUGGCUGAACAAGCAAGUGACAGCAGGGAUGCAGAUAGGGGGAGGGAGGGAUCAUUCGGGUCCCUCACUGGUCUCCUCGACCCCGUCCUUGCCGUCGUCGCGGCUUCCUCCUCUCGGCGUUGCUGCGCCUGCACAGAUGCCGAGUGCCAUCAGGGACAUACCAAGUGGAUUUAAUCCCAAAGAUAAAGAAAACGAGCAGCCGAUCCCCAGCAGCUACCUCCAGCCUGUCAUGGAGAACCCCAUUCUCGUGUCUGGACUGAUGAGAGCUCCCACCCCGGUCCUGGAGAUCCCCUCUGUGGGCUUGAGCAACAAGAGCGCCAUACCCCGGAGAAACUACUCCUCGAAGCGCAACCCGGGCCACAAGACCAACUCCCCGCCGAUCAUCUCGGCCUACUUCCAGGAAAAGGGAUCGUGAACGGCGGUCCGAAGCAUCCACGGGUUCGAUGGGGGAGCGAGGCACCGCAGGUUCGCGACGGUCGCUCUUCCCGACCCGUCUUCCUCGUUUUGCCAUGAGUUGAGCCAUGCUCCAGCCAGUCACAUCCUUUGGAUCAUCUUGGCUGCAAUGACAGUGAUUGCUACAGGCAAGAGGAUUCUAGUACAGCCUUGUCGAUUCUCUCGGGACUUGACGGCAAGUCACCACCGAUUGUCAGAACCUACCUCUGGGACCGUGGAACAAUAAAAAAAUUUUAUCUGCUCG